AUGACUGUCAACGGGCUUGCCCAAGUCAUUGCCGACGAGGUGGACACGUCGACCCCGAAGACCGUGUCCAUCAUCUUCCCCGAUCCAACCACGGCCAAUGACGAGAGACUCGUGUCCCGACUCACUGCCAUAGUCAAUGCCGUCUUCUCCGACGCCGAGAAGGGCAUCUUCUUGCCCGAAUACCAGCGCACGACCGACCGAGAGAUCAAGGCAUUUAUCCAGAGCCGAAAACUUGCCGUAGCCUACCUCUGCCCCUCCAACGAGCCCAUCGGCUGCGUCUUCAUCAAGAAACUGACGCCCGAGCGAGGCGAGUUCGGCAUGCUCGCUCUCGACCCGGCUCACCACGGGGCUGGGUUCGGCCGCCUGCUCGUCAGCUUCGCGGAGGAGUACUGCCGCAGCGAGGGGUGCACCGUGAUGCAAGUCGAGUUGCUUGUGCCUACACACUGCACGAAUGCCUUCAAGGAGAGAAUGCAAGCUUGGUACAAGCGGCUCGGAUACGAGAUUGUAAAACUCGGCGACUUCAGCCAGGAUUAUCCCGACCUAGCCCCUCUUCUCGCUGGGCCCGCCGAAUACAGAGUUUUCGACAAGCCAUUAGCAUGA
Messenger RNA from Clonostachys rhizophaga, 600 nucleotides. The record is from the annotation of a GenBank genome assembly. Lineage: Eukaryota; Fungi; Ascomycota; Sordariomycetes; Hypocreales; Bionectriaceae.